AAUGUAUUUGAAAAUUAAUAUUUCUGUAAGAAAUUAAUUUUGCUAAAGUUUUGCAGAGCUUUUAUGAGUACCGCAGAGACGACUGGAAACAUGGCUUCCGGUAGGGCUAUCAGAGUUUCAUCCACAUUUCGGAAAACCAGCAUUUUUUCUUGUUUGUGCUCAUUCCAAACAAAACAAGCUCCUUCACUGUUGCAAAAUGUUUUCUUGAGUCCAUCCUGUUAUUUUCAAAGAGGUUUGAGCACAACCAAUACGCAACCUGCAAAUGUGGAGGACGAUCUGUACAGUAAAAUCAUGAUAGAGGUCAAGGGUCAUGAUUCCAAGGUGCUGGACAGUUACUACUGGUAUCUAAAGCAGACUGCUUAUCACUUAGACCUUGGUCCUCAUGAUACAUACGUACAAAGAAAACCAACCAUUGACAAAUUAACCUUGAAUAAGUCAGUGCACGUCUUCAAGAAGCAUAGAGUCCAGUAUGAAGCUAGAACACAUCACAGAUCAUUUAUUUAUUAUUAUCUCACCGGAUCAACAGCCAAUACAUUUUUGGAAUACAUCCAAAGAAAUCUACCUGAGGGCAUAGCCAUGAAAGUAACCAAGUUCAAAAUGGAAAGAUUACCCGAGCACUUACAAAAAGACGCUGUAGUAAACUUGGAGGACGAGGACAAAGCUGAGGAUUUACUGAUUGAAAGCAGUUCACAGAAUAUGCAGGUCCCAGCACCUAGAAUGCAGAAUAUACAAAUGCAUAGAGGGGGUGUUCAAAAUCGUCUUUUAAACAAAAUAUUAAUGAGUAAUGCCACUCAAGAUGGACCAGCCAAAGAUAAAGCUAGAGAAAUACAGGGUUCUGAACAAGAUCAUAAAGAGAUGAUAUCAUCUGAACCAGAACAUAAAGAGGUGAUAUCAUCUGAACCAGAACAUAAAGAGGUGAUAGCAUCUGAACCAGAGCAUAAAGAGAUGAUAUCAUCUGAACCAGAGAAUAAAGAGGUGAUAGCAUCUGAACCAGAACAUAAAGAGGUGAUAGCAUCUGAACCAGAACAUAAAGAGGUGAUAGCAUCUGAACCAGAGCAUAAAGAGGUGAUAGCAUCUGAACCAGAACAUAAAGAGGGGAUAGAAUCUGAACCUUUUAUGGCAACAUCUUCAGAGGACUCUUCCUCCUCCUCAGAUAGUGAUAGUUCUGACAGUGACAAUGAUGAUGACAGUAAGGGAAUAAAUGUUGAAAAGGGAAGUGUUGAUAAAAAAGGAAAUGGUGAUGAUCCUGUUGAAAAAGGAAGUGAAUUGGGAGAAAACAAAAAUGGAUCCGACCCAAAUAAGUUAUAAAAAGUUCAUGAAUUUAUCUGAAUAAAGGUAUGCAUUUA
Ostrea edulis (European flat oyster) is the source of this 1346-nucleotide messenger RNA. RefSeq lists its product as uncharacterized. The transcript is spliced from 6 exons. The record is from RefSeq and is a predicted model, not a curated record. Lineage: Eukaryota; Metazoa; Mollusca; Bivalvia; Ostreida; Ostreidae. Gene Ontology annotation, cellular component: mitochondrion; mitochondrial small ribosomal subunit. Bases 64 to 1308 code for a protein of 414 amino acids.